Molecule: messenger RNA, 1296 nt
Organism: Coffea eugenioides
Lineage: Eukaryota; Viridiplantae; Streptophyta; Magnoliopsida; Gentianales; Rubiaceae
Product: epoxide hydrolase B-like
Exons: 5
Coding region: 129-1061 (310 amino acids)
Molecular function (GO): hydrolase activity
Source: RefSeq, a predicted model, not a curated record
CCACGAGCAAAAGAAAACAAAAAGUAAAUACAAUCUGGUCAAUUAGGCAUGAAACACGAGCCAAUAAAUUAUUGACAGAUUUGAUAUUAACACUCAAGACGAGAGUAAACUUUCAACCUCAAACCAAAAUGGAAAUGAUCCGGCAUAACCAUGUGAAUGUUAGGGGUCUGAAACUUCAUGUUGCAGAGACUGGAACAGGUCCUGCUGUGGUUUUCUUACAUGGGUUUCCAGAAAUUUGGUAUUCAUGGAGGCAUCAGAUGAUAGCAGUGGCUAACGCUGGAUUUCGAGCAAUAGCACCUGAUUUCAGAGGUUAUGGACUUUCUGAAGUGCCUGCAGAGCCAGAAAAGGCAACAUUCAGGGACCUUGUGGACGACACUCUCGCAAUUCUUGAUUCUUUUGAGCUCCAGAAGGUUUUUCUUGUGGGAAAGGAUUUUGGAGCCCGAGUAGUUCACCAUUUUGCACUCCUUCACCAAGACAGGGUUGCAGCACUUGUGACAGUGGGUGUGCCAUUCAUGACUACCGGUCCAGAAUCUUCUCUGGAUUUCCUGCCGAAGGGAUUCUAUAUGUUGAGAUGGAGGGAACCAGGGAGGGCUGAACAAGAUUUUGGCAGGUUUGAUAUCAAGACAGUGGUGAAGAACAUAUAUAUUCUCUUCUCAGGAAGUGAGUUACAAGUAGCUAGAGAAGACCAGGAGAUAAUGGACUUGGUUGAUCCUUCUACACCACUACCCCCUUGGUUUAGUGAAGAAGAUCUUACUAACUAUGCAAACCUAUACGAGAAAUCUGGUUUCCAAACUGCAUUGCAGGUCCCAUACAGAACUUGGUUAGAAGGGGAUGGAGUUGAAAAUCCCAGGAUCAGUGUCCCCGCCCUGCUGAUAAUGGGAGAAAAGGACUAUGCCUUGAAGUUUGCAAGUCUAGGAGAAUACAUAAGUAGUGGAAAGGUCAAAGAAUAUGUUCCUGAGCUGGAGAUAACUUUCUUGCCAGAGGGAACCCACUUUGUUCAAGAGCAAUUUCCUGACAAGGUGAACCAGCUUCUGCUGACCUUCCUGAAUAAGCAUAAAUGAACAAGGAUAACACUGUUGUACUGAUGUAGCGCUUGAACAAUCUUUGGAGUACAUCUUGCAUUCUUCUCUGCAGAAUUUCUAAUUGUAAUGCAACAUAAGAUGAUGUUUCAAGCGAUUAUCUUUGUUCCUUUGUUGGAAAAUGAUUGAACUGAAAAGAUAUGUGGAGAAUAAUGGUUGAGAUUUAUGUUCCAGAAUUUACAGUUUAGUAAAUGUAAUUUACCAUUCUAGAGCUCUA